Messenger RNA from Postia placenta MAD-698-R-SB12, 2781 nucleotides. RefSeq lists its product as hypothetical. The transcript has 5 exons. The record is from RefSeq and is a predicted model, not a curated record. Bases 1 to 2781 code for a protein of 926 amino acids. Lineage: Eukaryota; Fungi; Basidiomycota; Agaricomycetes; Polyporales; Adustoporiaceae.
AUGGUCGUCACCAGACGAGCUCCUGUGCCUCCUGCGCCAACUUCGCGCACUCACUCGACGCAGCCGAUCCCACGCGUGAAGGGGACCGCUUAUUCCAAUGUAAUAGAACCUCCAGAUGGGCUCGCCACUCCUGGAAAUGGAGCUGCCAAAGGCGACGUCAAUUUUGAUAGUCAACCAGUGACUGCACAGGAAGCGGGCACACCUUUAGAGAAGAACACCCGAUUUAAGAAAAGGGCUAAGCAGAAAAGCGGAACAAAGAAAUCUUCUAGGGGAUUCACUUUCCGUGGCCUGCUGUCCCGAAUCUUCCUACUGUGUUUCCGUAUCUUCCUACUGUGGUUCUCGUAUCACACGCUCACCGUAUGCCCUCAAGACGAGCACUUGGAGUCGCACGUUUGUCGCGGUCUUUCUGAGUACCGCCGCCUGGUCAUUGGCCCGUACAUUCUACCGCCCAUCCAAUAUGUCUUGGCGCACCCAUCGAUCGCCCCAUACGUGGAGAGAGCCAAGCCUUACACGGAGCGCACAGUCAACAUCGCGAAACCGAUUAUUCAACGUACGGCGCGCGAGUGGCACACUCGUGUGGUCCCUCAAUGGAAGAAGCGCGUUGUUCCCCUCUGGAGGAAACAUGCAGUCCCCCAGGUCCGGCGGCUUGACGCUCAUAUCGUGCCAUAUCGCACGCAUGCCAUCCAGGAGUAUGAGCGCUGGGUGGGCCCCGCUGUGCGCCAGGUAAGUCCCUAUGUCGAGCAGACGGUAUACAACUUGCGUCAGUGGCAGCAGAAGGCACGUCCUUAUGUCGUGCUUGCGGCACACAAAACAUACUACGGGUACCAGCGUGCCGCGCCAUAUGCCCGCCCAGUCUUGGAGCAGAUCAAAUUGUUCCUUGCACAGGUCGUCGCCAUACUGGCAGACCGGCGGCGGCAGUUCGUAGACCCUCACGUGCGGACGAUCUGGGAACGCGUGAAGGAGCUUAGUAGCGGUGGACCAAAAACUCCGGCCGCUGUCGACGUUCGAGACUCUAUCACGUCGCUGGUGUUUGAAGCCACUGGGGAGGCAGCAUCUGUCGCAUCCUCACUGAAUUCCGCACAGACACCAGCUCCGUCUACGACGCUGCUCGCUUCCGACAUAGUUGAGACCACAGCUCUUUCGGUCAUUUCGGACGUUAUAUCAGCAUCAGAGUCUCUCCUGUCCCCUACUGGCGCAGUAUCCCCGACAUCGCUCUCGAUCCAUCAAGCCAAAGAGUCUGCUGCCGCCUCGGGAUUAUCAAGUUCACUCGAAGCUGCCGUCUCGCCCAUCUACAGUGCGGCAUCUGUGCCUGUCUCCUCCCUAUCAUAUGCAGCAUCUUCGUUUAGCGAGGACGCUAUACCUCACGCGUCCUUUGUCGCAUCGUCCCUCGCCGAGAUUGUGUCACAACCCACAGCUAAAACCUUCUCCGGCGGCUCGUCCAUCACAUCACCGACUGCGGGGGAAUUGCUGUCUUCUGCAUCAACUGCCAUUACUCAUGCCUCAGCCUCCGUAUCUGCUUCAGUAGCAUAUGCAAGUUCUGUCUUGGCGGCGGGCGUCUCGUCAGCUGUCGAUCAAGUCGCAUCAGCCGUGACAUCGGCCACCGCUCCUAGUGUCGCGCUCUCCCAAAUGUCGGAGAACGCGGACAUCGAUUUGGACGAAUUCUAUGCGGAGCUCGGGCUUCUGGAUGUGCUUUCGGAGACGAGCUCCCCGAGCGCGGAGCUCACGUCAGCCCCAUCAGUAUCAGUGAAAGCCGAGUCCGAGGAGGAGAAGGCCGAACGGCAGCGCAUACGCGAUGCUCAAACAGCAGAUAGGCGUGCGGACAUUAUGGCGCGUCAUGACAAAUGGGAGGCGGAGCUUGCUGCAUUAAUCGAGACCAAUAAGAAGGCGCUCCGUCGGGCGCUGGUCGCGUCGAGGAAAACAGCGGCCGCGGAACUGAAAGACUCCCCUGAAAUCCGUGCGGAGAUAGAGGGGCUAGUUGAGGAGGCGGAGAAGUUCCUACGGGGUGCUGAGAAAUAUCUGCAGACGCUCAGCAGCGAAGGAAGGACUGAACAGGAGAAGCGUGCUAUGUGGGAGCGGGUUGCAGACAAGGUGGAAGAAAAGUUCACGGACCGACUGGGUCAGACCGAGGCUGUCGUCAACGGGUGGUACAUGCCCAUACUUGACAAGGAACUCACAGAAGUUCGCAAGGUUACACAGCCCGUCAGAGACCUUGCCGACCAGGCCCAGACUGAUAUUGGAAUGGACUAUGCAUAUUUGGACGACGUUACGUAUCAGGACUGGCAACGCUACCACGAUCUCCUGAGGAGAAGUGACAAUUUCACCAACGCGGCGCACGCGAUGCAGAACGGCUCUGAUCAUGCCGCACCGGCCAAUCCUGUCUUGCAAGAGAUUAGCGACAUACAAUCCGAGGUCCAGGAUGUUGUGAUUGGCUUCGAGACGCGCCUUCGCCGCGUCAAACGCAACGGCGAGCGUGUGCUGGGCGAAAACAGCCAGCAAACGGAGGCUAGCAUGGCUACCGACAAGACGGUCUCGAUUUUACCAAUUGAAGACAAGGAGAAGGUUCAAUCACCCGCAGAUAUCAACGUCCCACCCGUCGUCAUCGGGCGGAGCAAGGAAGAGGUCGUGGAGGCCUUGAAUCGUGCAGCGGACCAAGAUGGCCAAUCCAUUUCCCCCCCUGAUGCAACGCGCGCGCCCUCAGACCCUGAUAACGUUGCGCGCAGCCUUGCGGAGGAAGUCGUGGUACAAAGCCAUGCAGACUCUUUGAACCGCGAAGAGCUCUAA